Ramularia collo-cygni is the source of this 1824-nucleotide messenger RNA. Its product is annotated as related to excitatory amino acid transporter. Gene Ontology annotation, molecular function: neutral L-amino acid transmembrane transporter activity; L-glutamate transmembrane transporter activity; glutamate:sodium symporter activity. Lineage: Eukaryota; Fungi; Ascomycota; Dothideomycetes; Mycosphaerellales; Mycosphaerellaceae. The record is from RefSeq and is a predicted model, not a curated record. The transcript is spliced from 8 exons. Gene Ontology annotation, cellular component: plasma membrane. Bases 1 to 1824 code for a protein of 607 amino acids. Gene Ontology annotation, biological process: L-glutamate transmembrane transport.
AUGUUCCUCGGAGACCAUUCUGAGGAGAGGCCUACUCGCUUGACACCUCGCCAAAUUGAAGGACCAACAACACGAGACCCAGUACAUUUCCAGCAGCUGCUCACCAAGGCCGCCUCGCGCAUUGGCAAGAAUCCUUCGCAAUUGGCGAAUCCCUUUAUGUGGUGUGAAGCAUGGAACGGUCUUCGCUUGCCAGGGCAUGGCAUGGCCGUGUAUGCACAGUGCCACGCGCUCGCCACGCCUUUCAAUGUCGCCUUCUUAUCAAAGCUGGUCGCAGGUCCCAGAAGUAGACCUUGUCUUUUGACAAUUCUGCUUGAUACCAUGGCGACGGAAGGCAAUCACUAUGAAAAGGGUGUUGCAGCGGAGGAAGGUCUUACACCACCUCCACAGGAUCGAGGGCAUUCGAUCGAUGGCCAGCCUGAAAAGCUGUCCGUGAAGCAGCGCUUUGUUCGAGCUCUUGUCACUCCUGGGUCUGCAAUUCAGAUCGUUAUCGCUGCAGUUCUUGGUCUGGGAAUUGGACUCGCGGUAUCCUCGACGACUGAGGAUAUACCAGAGGCUGCGCCAGUACUCUUACAAAUCCCCGGUCAGCUAUGGUUGCGUGCAUUGCGGGCCACGGUCUUACCAUUGAUCGUCACUGCCAUGAUCUUAGCCGUGCAGAACCUCAAAGACAUGUCGCAAGGAGGAUCAAAGCUCGUCAGAUGGAGCAUCGGCUAUUACGUUCUCACAACCAUUUUCGCGGUUGUCCACAGCAUGAUCAUGGUCGACCUGGUUUGGACGACUCUCAUGGUACAAGCUGAUGAGGCGACUCUCGGGGAUAUCUCUGAAGCAGACCAAGAGACGAUUGACGAGAGGUCUUCAAACGCUCCUCACGACAUCAUUGUAUCUGUCUUUACGUCGUUUGUGCCCCAGAAUGUGGUUCAAGCACUCGCAGAAGACCAGCUUCUUGGUGUCUUGGUCACUGCCAUUGUAGUCGGCUGCCUGCUCAAACGAGAUUCUGCCCUACUUCGCGCUGUCAAGGAGAUUGACAAGAUUGUGUUCAUCGUCAUCAACUUCUUGAUCAAGCUGGCACCGAUCGGAGUCUUCUUCCUCAUCCUGUCGAAUCUGCUAAGACUGAAUAUUGCCGACGUUGGGCAGAAUCUUGGGGUACUUAUUGGAGCAUCAGUGGCCGGAAUGUUCAUUCACCUCUUCAUCAUGCUCCCAAUCAUCUUCUUCGCGUUCACGCGGAGAAAUCCAUACACCUGGUGGAUGAAGCACUCUCCCGCGUGGAUCACAGCAUGGGGCUCAGCAUCAUCGGCCGCGACCCUACCGGUAACGAUGAGAUGUCUUCGAAAGAAUGGAGUGGCUGAACCAAUCGUCCUUUUCACCGCACCGCUCGGAGCACUUGUCAAUAUGGAUGGUACCGCAAUCUACUUUCCGGUUGUUGUUGUCUUCCUGGCUGUAACGCAAGGCCAAACAUUGAACGCCGGUGACUACGCUCUGAUAGUCAUCCUUUCCGUCCUCAGCUCCAUCGCCACAACACCGAUUCCUUCAUCAUCGCUUGUGCUUACGGUUGUUAUCGCCAACUCUGUGGGCAUACCCGUGACUGGCAUGUACGGGGUUGUUGUAGCAAUCGAUUGGUUCAUUGAUCGUUUCAGGACCGCGCUCAACGUGAGUGGUGACGUGUUUGCGGCAAGCGUUUUGGAGAAGAUGUCAGGCAUCACGAAUGAGACGGGGCAACUGCCGGAGCAAGCAGUGUUCGACCGCCAAGUAGCUGGCGAGGAGGCGACUCCCACGGUAUCAGAGAAUUCGGCAACGUCAGUCGAUGUAAUUCAACCUACCAAGGUGUAA